CUGAGGCUAUGCCUGGGCAGCUGACUCAAAGAAGCUGCAUGCUGAAGUGUAACAGAGAGGAAACUAUAAAUCUCAGCUACUAUGCAAUAAAUUCCUCCAUCUUCAGCUUAGGAAACCCUCAGUUAUCAUGAAAUAGAUUUUUUCUUUCUUUAAAAAACCUGGUUAUUAUCUUCUUUUCUUUAUGCCACUUCAUUCCCCUAAAGAGACCUUUAAAGACAAAGAAAAAUAAAACACAAGAAGGAAAGGAGUAAAAGUGUUUCUGUGAGUGCAUACAGGAGAAAAAAGAGGACUAGUAACAUGACCAUUUUUCUUGAGUUUGCUUUCCUUGCUGCUCUUCUGACUCACAUAGGCUGCAGUAACCAACGGCGUGCUCCAGAGUCCAGUGCAAGAAGGUAUAACCGGAUUCAGCACGGGCAAUGCACCUACACAUUCAUCCUUCCAGAACAGGAUGGGAACUGUCGUGAAAGCACCACUGAUCAAUAUAACACCAAUGCUCUCCAGAGGGAUGCUCCUCACAUGGAGCAGGAUUUCUCUUCCCAGAAACUGCAACGUCUGGAGCAUGUCAUGGAAAAUUACACUCAGUGGCUGCAAAAGCUUGAGAAUUACAUUGUGGAAAACAUGAAAUCAGAGAUGGCUCAGAUGCAGCAGAAUGCUGUCCAAAACCAUACAGCCACCAUGUUGGAAAUAGGAACCAGCCUUCUCAGCCAGACUGCAGAACAGACAAGAAAGCUCACAGAUGUUGAAACACAGGUGCUAAAUCAGACAUCUCGACUAGAAAUUCAGUUACUGGAAAAUUCACUGUCUACUUACAAGUUGGAGAAACAACUGUUGCAACAAACACAUGAAAUCCUGAAAAUCCAUGAGAAAAACAGUCUAUUGGAACACAAAAUCCUUGAAAUGGAAGAAAGGCAUAAAGGGGAGCUGGAUACUUUGAAGGAGGAAAAAGAAAGCCUGCAAGGCUUGGUUUCACGUCAAACAUACAUCAUCCAGGAAUUGGAAAGGCAGCUGACUAAAGCAACUACCAAUAACAGCAUCCUACAGAAACAGCAACUGGAGCUAAUGGACACCGUACACAGCUUAGUUAGCAUGUGUUCUAAAGAAGGAGUUGUGCUAAAGAAUCCCAAAAGAGAAGAUGACAAGCCAUUCAGAGACUGUGCUGAUGUAUAUCAAGCUGGUUUCAAUAAAAGCGGUGUCUACACUAUUUAUGUGAAUAACAUAUCAGAACCUAAAAAGGUUUUUUGUAAUAUGGAAAUCACAGGAGGAGGUUGGACAGUUAUACAACACCGCGAAGAUGGAAGCCUAGAUUUUCAAAAAACCUGGAGAGAAUACAAAAUGGGUUUCGGUAGUCCUUCUGGUGAAUAUUGGCUGGGGAAUGAGUUUAUCUUUGCAAUAACCACCAGUCAAAGACACUAUUCUCUAAGAAUUGAACUAAUGGACUGGGAAGGAAAUCGGGCUUAUUCACAAUACGACAGAUUUUAUAUAGGAGGUGAAAAGCAGAAUUACAGGCUCUAUCUAAAGGGUCAUUCAGGAACAGCAGGAAAACAGAGCAGCCAUACCCAUGGGGCUGAUUUUAGUACCAAAGAUGCUGACAAUGACAACUGUAUGUGUAAAUGUGGCCCUCAUGCUAACGGGAGGUUCAUUAAAUUAAAAAAUGGCUUGAAUGCACUCUUGAUCUCUGACUUGACUAUAGAUGAGUGCAAUUCUUCAUCAGAUGAGGAAUCUGAUCGAAUGUCUUCUGGAAAUGAAACAGAUGAUGGAGAAAACCAUAUUGCAGAUAAAGAUAGCAGCAUUGAAGAAGAUGAGGGAAAAGAUGGGAACAUACAAUUUGGAAACAAAUCUGGAGGGGGAGAAGUUGGUAGUGAUAAAACUGUUGAUGAUUUUGGUGGAGAAAUUGUUGAAGAUGGUGAUGUUCACAAUCAUCAGAGAAUGACAAAGGAACAUGAGGGCCGUGAUAUAUAUGAAAAACUAGUGAAACAAGAAGAUGAAAAUAAGAUGGGGAGUACAGAAAAGCAGUCUGCAGCUGCCCUUGUUGUUUGCAUUGGCAGUUUCUGUGACCCGGAUGAUUUACCUGGACUGGCUCAUUUUUUGGAACAUAUGGUAUUUAUGGGUAGCCAAAAGUACCCAGAUGAAAAUGGAUUUGAUACAUUCCUCAAGAAGCAUGGGGGCUCAGACAAUGCUUCAACGGAUACAGAACGUACGAUCUUCCAAUUUGAUAUCCAAAAGAAAUAUUUUAAAGAAGCCCUCGACAGAUGGGCACAGUUUUUCAUUCAUCCUCUGAUGAUUAAAGAUGCAAUUCAACGGGAAGUUGAAGCUGUAGAUAGUGAAUAUCAAAUAGCAAGGCCCUCUGAUGCAAACAGAAGGGAAGUGUUGAUUGGAAGCCUUGCAAAACCAGGACAUCCUAUAGGGAAAUUCUUUUGGGGUAAUGCAGAAACACUUAAACAUAUACCAAAAAAGAAAAACAUUGACACAUACGCAAGGCUGCAGGAUUUCAGGAAACGUUACUAUUCAGCCCACUACAUGAAUCUUGUUGUCCAGUCAAGAGAGACUCUGGAUACUCUGGAAAAAUGGGUGACUGAAAUCUUCUCCCAAAUCCCAAAUAAUGGAUUAGCCAAACCAACCUUCAGUCACCUCAGUAAGCCAUUUGACACACCUGAAUUCAACAGGCUUUAUAGAGUUAUUCCAAUGAAAGAAGUACAUUCAUUAAGCAUCUCUUGGGCUCUACCCCCACAAGAAAAGAAUUAUAGGGUGAAGCCUCUUCAUUACAUCUCUUGGCUGAUAGGGCAUGAAGGACAAGGCAGUGUGCUUUCCCUACUCAGAAAAAAGUUUUGGGCUCUUGCAUUAUUUGGAGGUAAUGGUGAAACAGGAUUUGAACAAAAUUCUACCUAUUCCAUCUUCAGCAUUUCUGUGACUUUGACAGAUGAAGGUUUGGAACAUUUCUAUGAGGUUAUUCAUUUAAUAUUCCAAUAUUUGAAGAUGCUACAAAAAAAUGGUCCUGAAAAAAGAAUAUGGGAAGAAAUUCAGAAGAUUGAAGGCAAUGAAUUUUGCUUCCAGGAACAGGCUGACCCCCUUGAAUAUGUAGAAAAUAUCUGUGAGUAUAUGCACAUCUAUCAGAAGGAGGACCUACUAAUAGGAGAUCAGCUACUGACUGAGUAUAGCCCUGAAAUUAUUGCUGAUGCACUUAAUCAUCUCACUCCUCAAAAAGUAAACAUCUUUCUCUUAUCUCCUGCCUAUGAGGAAAUAUGUGACUUGAAGGAAAAAUGGUUUGGGACAAGAUACUGUGCCUCAGACAUUGAUGAAUACUGGAGAAAACUGUGGGCCACUGAUUUUGAGUUAAAUCCAGAUUUCCACCUCCCAAAAGAAAAUAAAUACAUAGCCACAGAUUUCUCUGUGAAGCCAUUCAGCAAACGUGCCAAAGAAUAUCCCCAAAAGAUAUUUGAUACACGUCAAGGAUGCCUUUGGUACAAGGAAGACAACAAAUUUGGUGUCCCCAAAGCAUUUAUCUGUUUCUAUCUGGUGUCUCCAUUGAUACAACAGUCUGCAUUGAAUAUGGUCCUUUUUGAUGCUUUUGUAAACAUUCUCACCCACAACCUUGCUGAGCCAGCCUAUGAAGCAGAUGUUGCCCAGUUGGAAUACAAAGUUCUAACUAAAGAGCAUGGUCUCACCAUUCGAGUGAAAGGCUUCAAUCAUAAGUUGCCUCUGCUCUUUCAACUUGUCAUUGACCACUUGGCUGACCUUAGUAUCACACCUUCAACUUUCCAGGUUAUAAUGGAGCAGCUUAAAAAGACGUAUUUUAAUUAUCUCAUCAAAACAGAUACACUGGCAAAAGAUCUGCGACUCUCAAUACUGGAACAUGGCAGAUGGUCUUUAAUAGAGAAAUAUCAGACCAUUACAGAUGGCAUUACCUUAGAAUCUUUACUGGAAUUUGUGAAAGCUUUCAAGUCACAUUUGUGGGUAGAGGGUCUUGUUCAAGGAAACUUUACGGCUCAAGAAUCAAGGAAAUUUAUGGAUUAUAUUGCAGAAAAACUACACUUUCUUCCUCUAAUACACCCAUGUCCUAUUCAGUAUCGGGUGGUAGAACUGCCAAAUGCUCACAUCCUGUGUAAAGUGAAAACCUUUCACAAAGGUGAUCCAAACUCUAUUGUCACCACCUACUACCAGACUGGUGCAAAGAAUUUAAGAGACUAUGCACUCACGGAAUUGCUUGUGAUGCACAUGGAGGAGCCAUGCUUUGACUUCUUGAGAACCAAGAAUACCCUUGGCUACCAUGUCUACCCUUCCAUAAGAAAUACAUCUGGGAUCCUGGGUUUCUCUGUUACCGUAACAACACAGGCAACCAAAUAUAACACUGAACUAGUUGACAGAAAAAUAGAAGAAUUUCUGAUGUACUUUGAAGGAAGACUCCGAAGCUUAACUGAAGAAGAAUUUCUUGCUCAGGUUUCAGCUCUAAUCAAACUUAAGCAAACUGAUGACGCCCAUCUUGGUGAAGAGGUGGAGAGGAACUGGAAUGAAGUGAUUACCCAACAAUAUUUGUUUGACAGACUGGCCCGAGAGAUUGUAGCACUGAAGAGCCUUACUAGAACACAUUUACUGAACUGGUUCUUAAUGGCCAGGAGGAAGCACAGAAGAAUCUUAAGCACCCAUGUGGUUGGCUAUGGUAAACAGGAAGGAGAUACACAAGUUCCACAUGCUGCCAUUUCUCAGGAAUCUUUAUUUGGAAAAACACCUGAACUAACAUUUUUACCCUCUUCUCUUCAGUUGAAUCUUCCUUCUGUCAUGGAUAUCCGAGCUUUUACCUCAACUCUUAACCUUCUUCCAUACCACAAGAUAUUGAAAUAA
Sceloporus undulatus (fence lizard) is the source of this 4836-nucleotide messenger RNA. RefSeq names its product nardilysin-like. The record is from RefSeq and is a predicted model, not a curated record. Gene Ontology annotation, biological process: proteolysis. Gene Ontology annotation, molecular function: metalloendopeptidase activity; metal ion binding. NCBI's taxonomy places the organism in Eukaryota, Metazoa, Chordata, Lepidosauria, Squamata, Phrynosomatidae.